AUGAGGUUAAAACAAUGUUUCGCUCUAAUAGCGAUAACCUUGAUAUAUUACACACAAACCACCGAAGCCACACUAAAUCCCCCCAAGAGUAUAAACAUAUCCAAACCCGCCGUUUUUCAAAUACCCACUGCCAUAGAUGAAGAUGAUUUACUAUAUGAAAUUGCACUUUUUAUGAAGGACAACAUGAAUUUAUCAGUGGAACCUUGUGAAGAUUUCUAUCAAUUUGCCUGUGGUAAUUGGACGCAUAGCCCAAGGGUAACCCAACGUGGUCACAAUGAUACCCUAUUACAUGCCAUACAAUUGGAACUUAAUGAUUUAAUGGUAGAAUUUUUAAAGAAUUCUUCCGGAACACAAAACCACACAGGAGAAGCCAAGGCCAAACAGUUUUAUAGCUCGUGUAUUUUGGGAGGCAAAGAUUUUAAUUUGGGUGUGAAAACUUUAUUGGAUAGUGAAAAGGAUAUAUUCGAAAAACUUAAAUUAACGGGAGAAAACGACUGGUUGCUAAUAAAUUUAAUGUCUCCCUAUGGUGUAUAUGCUCUGCUGCCUUUACAUGUAAACUACAGCACCACUAGUAGACAAUUUGAAAUUUCCCUUAGUUUACCCAUACCGCUGUUGCAACAUUUCCAUAAUUCUUCUAACUUUAAUGAGUUAAUGCAAAUACAAGGUUUAGCUAAUGAAGAAUUCGAAUUAAUGUUGGAAUUUGAGCGCAAUUUAACCGCUAAAGUUCAAGAACGAGAUACUGUGGAGAGAGUAACCAUUAAGAAAUUUUUAAGUAUACACGAGCAAGAUGUUAUCAAUUGGAAAUUAUUCUUCAAAACAGCCUUUCCUCACUAUUUGGCAGAUGACUGGUAUGUGAGUAAUAAAGUAGCCAACUUUACACAAUUAGAACGUUUUUUGCGCAAAUCAUCUACGGAAAAUUUGCGUAAUUAUAUUAAGUGGCGCACGAUUCUAAAAUUCUACAAUAUUUGGAAAGACCAGCUAACGGGAGAUGAGCAAAGAGAGCAAGUCUGUCGCCAACAUACCGAGUCGUACUUUACUUACGCUCUUAUGCCUUGGUUUAUAGAAUACCUCUAUGAUGUGGAAAGAAGAGAAGAUUCAUUGAAAAUAGCCGAUGCCAUACAAAAUCAGUUCUUUGAAAUGAUUGCCAAUUAUACUUGGUUGGAUGAGGAAACCAAAUCGAAAAUCAGCACCAAACUAAGAGCCAUGGAUAUAUCGGUGGGUUAUAAAGAUGAAAUGCGUCAUAGAACUUUAUCGGAUCAGAUUUAUAGUGAUGUGGAUAUAACCACGGAUUGGUUUAAAAAUCUACAAAAUUUGGAAGCCUAUAGAGCCAGUAUACGACUCAACUCGGUACACAAGACUAUAGUACCGCCCAUGCUGUCACCAUUUAAUGUUAAUGCCUACUACGUGGACUAUAUUAAUACAGCUUUUAUAACCAUGGGCAUAUCACAAAUGCCUCUCUAUCAUGUGAAAUUCCCGGAUUCCCUUAAAUUUGGUGGCAUUGGCAUGUUAAUUGGUCAUGAAAUGGCUCAUGGUUUCGAUUCCAAUGGCUAUCUCAUCAACUUCGAUGGUAAAAGACAUCAAUGGUUGUCUCCUACCUCACUGCGUAACUUCAAGGAACGUUAUAGUUGUUUGGAGAAUCAAUACAAUAAAUUUAUCUAUCAUGGUAUACAAACUAAUGGUUCUGCUACUAUGCCUGAUAAUAUUGCCGAUAAUGCGGGUUUACGUUUCGCCUAUCAUGCCUACAGAAAGCAUGCGACUGUGAAGGAGUUUGCAGAAAAACCUUUGCCUGGUUUAAAUUUCACCAACAAUGAACUAUUUUUUAUUAAAUUUGCUCAAACUUGGUGCACGGGUCGAGAUGAUUCAUAUAAAAUGCGUCAUAUUAAAAUCGAUCAUCAUGCCUAUGGUGAGUUUCGGGUAUUGGGGCCUUUGCGCAAUAUGCCCGAAUUUGCUAAGACUUUUAAGUGUAAGUUGGGCAGUCAAAUGAAUCCUUUAAAAAAAUGUGUAGUCUGGUAA
Lucilia sericata (common green bottle fly) is the source of this 2013-nucleotide messenger RNA. Its product is annotated as endothelin-converting enzyme 2. Gene Ontology annotation, cellular component: plasma membrane. The transcript has a single exon. The coding region runs from base 1 to 2013 and encodes 670 amino acids. The record is from RefSeq and is a predicted model, not a curated record. Gene Ontology annotation, molecular function: metalloendopeptidase activity. Gene Ontology annotation, biological process: protein processing. Lineage: Eukaryota; Metazoa; Arthropoda; Insecta; Diptera; Calliphoridae.